GGAAGAAACUUGUGGAGGGGGAGUGCUUUCUUUUUAAGGAAAAUUCUUGAGGAGAAACCUAUUCAACAUUCGUUUGUAGGAGUUCUCCUUUAAGACAAAGGACUCAUCAGGGCAACCGCACAUCCUGAUGUAUUCUUUGACAAUAGAAUUGAAUAAAUGGAAAGUUUUUUUGAGAUACAAGCUGAAGGGUCCCAUCUGAAAUUAAUAUUUAUUCUGCCUGUCUGCGUCUCUCCCCUCAUAUCCCCCUGCCUUUUAUGCUUUUGAUUUCCCCCUAGGCCUCAUUCUUUUAAGCACUGCUGACGGUUGCUGAAGUUGACCACUCGCCUCUUCCAGGGAUGAGUUCUUUUCAAAAUAAUAACAGCCUUAAAUACCGGUGCGUUUCUUUCUACAUGUGCCCCAUUCAGCCUGGAGUCGGCAGCUGCUUUUUAAAUUUCUUGAGGUCUGAAGAAUAAACUGAUCGACGCAGCAUAAAGCAGAGGCAAUAAUGUUCACUGAAAAUGGCAGCAGCAUUUAAAUCCGUGCAUGGGUGGAAAGAAAAUCAGGAAAACAGUGACUUGUAUCAGGAAGACAUGUAUGCAGCUGCUUCACUACUCGGCGGAGAAUCGAGCUUCAGAGGGAUCAGUUUUUGUGUUGCUUUCGCUACGAGGUUGGCUUAUCCAAGGAUUUACACUGGAAUCUUGAAAGACUACAACAGGACAACAUCUCCGGAGUAAAACAAAAAAAACAGAAAAGGCUGGAAUCACAGCAGAGUGUAAGAUUGCCUGCCUAUAAUAUGGUGUCCUGAUGUGUUCCAAGCAACGUAUCGUGGAGGUACAGUGCUAUAACAGUUGCUUGCUGAAAUGGUAUUUUCCCAGACAUUAACCUCUCUGUUGUUGGAAGAAGAUUUGAGAAUGUCUAAGUUAAAGACGUGCAGCACAUCAAGGUUACUACAACCGGAAUAUUUCUGAGAGCCUUUAAGCCAUGGAUAGAUGUAAGCAUGUGGGGCGAUUGCGACUCGCCCAGAAUCACUCCAUACUGAAUCCCCAGAAGUGGCAUUGUGUUGACUGCAACACCACUGAGUCUGUUUGGGCCUGUCUUAAAUGCUCCAAUGUGGCUUGUGGCCGCUACAUUGAAGAGCAUGCACUCAAACACUUUCAGGAAACUAGGCAUCCUUUGGCCAUGGAGGUCAAUGAACUCUAUGUCUUUUGUUAUCUCUGCGACGACUACGUGUUGAAUGACAAUGCCACGGGGGACUUAAAACUGUUGAGAAGCACUUUAAGUGCAAUAAAGAACCAAAAGUACAGUCCGACGGCACACAAUGGCAGGGCAUUGCGGUCAUUGGCUUGCGGGGAAUCUCCUUGUUCGUUCCAGAAGGGCAAGAAAGGGCAGACUCACAGCACGGAGCAGAUGUUCACUGCUCUUUGGCACAGGAGGCAGUCUUUACUAACUAAGGCAAUGCGCACUUGGUUUGAACAGACAACCAGUGGUAAGCGGAGAUUGGAAGAAAAGCGGCUGCAGGAGGAAUUGGAGAGAAGAAAGGAGGAAGCGAGAAAGCGCAGACAGGAGCUGAAACGCAAGUUCAUGGAAGAGCUUGUCAACACUCCUCCCAGGAAAAGUGCAAGAAUUUUAUUUCAAAUCCAGAAGGAGGAACAUAUCUCAAGAAAGUGCAAAAAACCAACUGUAAAAAAGGUGCUACAAACUGCCCCUACCUCAAAACGACAAAGGAACAAAAUGAAGCGCUAUUAUGCUGCCAGGCGUAAACCGGUGGUGACUCCUGGUGUUACGGGUCUAAGAAACCUCGGUAAUACCUGCUACAUGAACUCCAUCCUGCAAGUGCUGAGCCACUUGCAGAAGUUCAGAGAAUGUUUCUUAACCCUCGAUCUCUGUGAGACUGAAGAGUUAUUGGCGAGGACCACAAAUGGGAAAACGAGGUUGUCUAAUAAGGUCACUCUGGGGAUUGGUCCUGCUCAUUGCAUAGCAGAAAGGAAUGAUCAUGUGGGAACUUCAGGGAGAUACAGUAUGCCAGCUGGUUUGAAUGGAGGUGCCUCAGUGGCCAGGAGCCUGGAACUUAUUCAACCCAAGGAGCCUAGCUCGAAGCACAUCUCUCUUUGCCAUGAACUUCACACGCUCUUUCGAGUAAUGUGGUCUGGGAAAUGGGCUUUGGUAUCCCCGUUUGCUAUGUUGCACUCUGUCUGGAGCCUGAUUCCAGCAUUCAGGGGGUAUGGUCAGCAAGACGCUCAGGAAUUUCUCUGUGAAUUAUUGGACAAAGUGCAGCAGGAGCUGGAAUCAGAAGGCACGAAGCACAGGAUUCUCAUUCCUUUCUCUCAGAGGAAACUCACCAAGCAGGUUCUCAAGGUGGUGAACACCAUCUUUCAUGGGCAGCUGCUCAGUCAGGUCACGUGCCUGACGUGCAACUACAAAUCCAACACAAUUGAAACCAUUUUGGGAUCUUUCAUGGAAUUUCCAGAGCGAUAUCAUUGUCUCAGAAGUGCUACCCAGCAUAAAGAAUGCACCCUGACAGAAAUGCUGGCAAAGUUUACAGAAACCGAGGCUUUGGAGGGGAGGAUUUACGCCUGCGACCAGUUGUAACAGCAAACGACGAAAAUCCUCCCGAAGCCUCUUGUCCUGACAGAAGCUCAAAAACAGCUAAUGAUAUAUAGACUACCUCAGGUCCUCCGUUUGCACCUUAAACGAUUCAGGUGGUCCGGCCGCAACCAUCGUGAAAAGAUAGGGGUGCACGUCAGCUUCGACCAGGUAUUAAACAUGGAGCCUUACUGCUGCAGGGACUCUUCCUCCACUCUUGGCAAAGAAAGCUUCAUCUAUGACCUCUCAGCUGUGGUGAUGCAUCACGGGAAAGGAUUUGGCUCAGGACAUUACACUGCAUACUGCUACAACACCGAGGGAGAAUUUUGGGUCCACUGUAAUGACUCCAAGCUAAAUGUGUGCAGUGUGGAGGAAGUUUGCAAGACCCAGGCCUAUAUUCUCUUUUACACUCAAAGAACCGUGCAGAGCAAUGUGGAGUUUGUCACAGAGAUGCAUUCUGAACCUCAGGUGCCAACCAGAAAUACAGAAAAGAACAGGAGACUGACCUUCCCAUAGGACAGGGAAUAUAAACCGUUACUGGAAUCCGCUGAAUCCACCCAGCAACAUCCAGUGAGCUUCACGUUGGGGCUGAUUAAGCACUGUUGUGUUCUCAUGUGGGCAACAGAAAAUGCCCUGGGGCUCGUUUACCGAAGCAUAUAUAGCUUUCCUAUGCAUAUUAUGGUAGGGUUUAAUUCCGUACUUGUCAAUUAAAAAUGGUUUGUUCAAAAUGUCCGCCUGUCCCAGGGCAGGUGAUUGUGGCCGUCUGCUGUAUCAACAGUCUUGCCGUCAGGUCUCUCCAGGUAUUAAUUCCAUUGUAGUACGUUCUGUCUCGUCAUUCAUGUUCUUGGCUGGUCUUUCAGUGUCACCAUUUCCAGUUGUCAUCUUCAUCCUUUACCUCCCAGAAGGUGCCUUUGUUUGCCACUUGGUUUACUCAAUGACACAGAUACACAGGUUUGACCAUUUUCCUUAUGUAAAAGACUCUCCCCAUGGCGUUAUACCAAGCUAGCCUUCAACCGAUCACUAACUCUGCAUUCACCUAAUGACCCAGGGCUGUCUUGCUCUCACACUGAAUGUUCACUGAUUAGUUCUGGCUCCAUCGUACCCGUUAUAACUUGCUGCCAAAGUCGCAGAACAACAAAGAAACCAUGAUAGAAAUCCUCACCCUUUUGAUACAAAUCCUUGCCCUUUUGCUCCUGGUGUAUGAUUUUAUGCUUUCAGUAAAAGGACUCAUGUUGUGAAGAAUUACUGUCACAGCACCAGUCUCCUCGCUGGGGGUAUUGACAGCUGCUCCAUGCAACCCACGGGGAAGGUCCCCUCUUAUGGUAAAGUACAACUUCAGCUGUGCUUCUGACAGAUUCAAAACACACAAACGUUGGGAGCAAACGUGAACAAAGUGAUUUCGCGCACUUCUGCGCUAAUGGUUCCUUAAGGAGGCUGCUGGAUUUUGUACGAGAAUAGGAAUCGUUAGUAUUAUGGAAAAAAGAACUCUGCCGCACAGGCAGUGUAUUUGUAGCUGAUCAUGCAGCUUUGAAAAUGUAAAUUAAGACUUUUUGAAAUAAAUGUGGGAGAUUAAAUAAUUUUUAUUCAAUAUGAUCUUGUGUGUGAGUAUUGUAGAAUACUGGUUUUGCUUCUGAAAAUUGUGAGACCUCUGUGUUCACUAUAUUUUGGUUUACUUUAAGGAUUUUGUAAAAUGCAGAGGAUGUCAUUCAGAACAAAACAGAAAAUGCAACGUUCUACUGCCCUAUUCACCUUUCAAGUAAAAGGUUUGAAUGUCCACUGAGCUUUCAGAGAAGUGUAGUCCAAAGGCUGGUGUCCCAGAAUGGGUUGAGCAGCAAGGGCUAGGGUUGCUGUGUUUGUUAGUGGGUUAACUAACGUUUGUCAGUGCGAUGGUAACAGUGUCCCAGGACUAGGUGGGCAGCAGUCACUGAUCCGCGAGUCGUGCGGGCACUGUGUGCGGUGCUGCUGGUCAGAUCCAGGUGAAGUGGGAUGCUCAGGAGUUCAGCUGGCUCAACAGGAGUGCAGUGUAUUAGGCAUCAGAGAAGGGAAAUGAACGUGUGUUAAUAGCUGUCUCAACUUUGAAGUAAUAAGCCAGAUCGGAAAGCCGACAGCUGCGCAUGGAUUUUGGUACUGGGCUAGUGUAGCAUUAACAAAUUACUUUUAAUUUCUUGUCUAUUUGUAUCUUAUGACAGCUAAUUUAAGCAUAGCUUCAUCAGGGUUUUAAAUGUUAUUGAAUUUGUUGUUUUUAGCGGUUUUAAAGCAUUCAAAAUCUGGCUCUCAACCUAUGUUCUUACUGAGCUUCUGUUCUGAAACCACUCACUAUUUGAGGCUGGACACCACACAGUGUCCAUGAAAUAGUUUUCACACAACAUACUUUUCCUGUUCUCCAUCUGGCAAGAGACAUCAGAUAUAGAGAAGGCAGUUCUGUGCUUGUGGAGACUGACGUUUAAUUUCAUUUCCCACUUUUAUUUCCAUAUCACCUCCUGCAUGUUUAUUAUUUUAGGAACUAUUGCAAAAUAUCUUAAUUACCCCUUCCCCUUCACGCUUUCCAUUGUAAAACUACUUGAGCUUUUUCUUUGUCCUCAGUAUCUACUUCCAGUUCACACAGCCGGUUUGAGGUAGCUUAUUGCUGCCUUUUGCUCUGCUUAUUACAAGGUGAUUCAGGCUGUGCUGGCUGAUGGACUAUUGCAUGCUUGUUCUGUGGCUAACUACUGCAGCUCUAAGGCAUUAUAUGCUUUAUUCACCUUCCGUACCUUGCCUUGCACUCUUGCAGCAACUGCAGACCCUCGACACAAAACAAUGCCAGUAUGUUGUCUGUAUGCAAACUAUGCCAGCCUUUUGCAUUCUGUUGGUAAUAUCAGAAAGGCACAAUUUGAACCAUAUCGUAGCAAUAAACUAAUUAUACCACUAGUGAUAUCCGUCACGUAAACUCAGUAAAGUUAAAUGUUUUAAUUGUGAUGCAGAAACGCUGGUGUUGGAUCCAGGAGGGUUACUGGUUGUCCAAAUCCGAGCCUAAGAACUUCCACACUCUACUCAGCUGUGAGCUUGUGCUGAAAGCUAGUUUUAACACAUCAAUGCAAAGUCAAUGAGAGAAGGGCUAGUCCCUGUGUUUGCGACCCAUUUGUUCGUUGCAACUUUGUACAAUCCCACAUAGAUGCACAAGAGCUAUAUGGGUUUCUGUAAACGAGUCCUGAUCACGCACACCAGGUACAGCUCUUGUUUGGUUGAAGGUUUUAUCUCUGUUUAUCCCAUCAGAUUUUCAGAAAUUGCACGACCAGUUUUGUGUUUUUUGACUCCAAUUUCCUCUGCAGUAGUUCUAAAGAGGAAACCAGUCCUUAUUCCGAUGGCAGCACUGUCAUGAGAUGUUAUUUUAUCCAGCUGGCACUGAGUUUUACAUGGAGCUUAACUCUGGGCAAAACCAUUUAUGCAAACUAGGUGCUAAAGAUUCAAUCAAUCCAAAGCUUAUCAUUGCCUCCAUCCACACAGAAACAAAUAUGUAAAACUAACACUCUUUUUACACCCUCAUAUUGUCAUUUACUUUAAAUCCAGUUUGCCCGUUGGUAGCAGUGAACAGGAGGACACCAGAGACUGCAGAUGCUGGAAUCUGGAGCAACACACAAUCUGCUGGAGGGACUCAGCGGG
Messenger RNA from Pristis pectinata (smalltooth sawfish), 6201 nucleotides. RefSeq names its product ubiquitin specific peptidase 49 (gene usp49). Gene Ontology annotation, cellular component: cytoplasm. The record is from RefSeq and is a predicted model, not a curated record. NCBI's taxonomy places the organism in Eukaryota, Metazoa, Chordata, Chondrichthyes, Rhinopristiformes, Pristidae. Gene Ontology annotation, biological process: protein deubiquitination. Gene Ontology annotation, molecular function: cysteine-type deubiquitinase activity; zinc ion binding.